Molecule: messenger RNA, 5066 nt
Organism: Ctenopharyngodon idella (grass carp)
Lineage: Eukaryota; Metazoa; Chordata; Actinopteri; Cypriniformes; Xenocyprididae
Product: xin actin-binding repeat-containing protein 1-like
Exons: 2
Coding region: 502-4761 (1419 amino acids)
Biological process (GO): actin cytoskeleton organization; actin filament organization
Cellular component (GO): stress fiber; focal adhesion
Molecular function (GO): actin filament binding
Source: RefSeq, a predicted model, not a curated record
AUGUAAUUUGAUUUACAAUUGAUUUACAAGUACAAACUAACCUCUGAUGUGAACUUUGGGAUGAAUUGUAAUAUUGUGUAUGAAUGUAUUUUAUUCAAAAUUAAGUGCAUUAUAUCAUAUUUUGCACCUUAUUCUUGAAAUAAAAUUGUUUGCUUGUUUUUAAAAAUUAGCAAAACAUUAGCAACAUUUGUAGUUUGUGUCUUUCUGUAAUUGCAUAAUCUCUAAAUAACAGAUUAAUUGUGGUAGUGAACCCCUGAUCUAGGGUCUGAAUUAAAAAACAACAUAGGAAGUUGAAUUUGCUGUGUUUGAUUAACUACUCAUUUGCAGGAAAGAACAUGUAAUUAUUCUGGGUGUCUUUACCGGUCUUUGUCGCUCUCAUGAUCACCAGUCUCAAAAUCACAAUACUAACAUGAAUGAUAAUGUUCUCAACUGCCUGAAUGCAGACUGCUGAAAUUAAUAACCAUUAGAAACAUUAGGCACAAAACGCUGUUUUUCUUUGGCAUGCGGUUUGGCUUCCUUACAGUUCAACAGAUGGCUGAAGGUGCUCAAAACAGCAAUGCAUAUGCACCUGAAUCAAAUCCAACUACACAUCAUCUGGAAACCAGUGUUGAUGAACAUGAACGAGCCUUUACUUCACCACCCCCUACAAGAGAAGUAUUGUCCAUUCUGCACCAACGCAGACAGAAAUGUGAGCUUAGACGACUGCUAAAACACACUUAUCCUGAGUUGAAAAAUGUAGACAGUUUGGUCGAGAAGGAGAUGGCUGAUAUUCUUAACAUCGACCCAGUCACAGACAUUGGAUACCAGAGUGAGGUCCAGUCUAGGUGCUGGCUGUUUGAGAACCAUGAAAUCAAUUCAGUGGAUUUCCACGACCAAAAACUACAGAUGAAAAAAGAGUUUCAAGAGGGCGACAUCAAGAGAACCGUCUGCAUGUUUGAACAACCUACAUCUAACUUCCUCAACGAAGAGAACAAACCUCAACUCAGUGAAUCACAGGAAGGGACAUCAGAGCAGAGCAUCAGAGUGGAUGUGAAAGCCACACGCAGAAUGUUUGAAACUCAGUCAGUGGAUAUUCUGAGAGACAGUCAAAGCCCCUGUCCAAGGAGAAACAUUGUUUCUGAGGAGGAACGUAGAUCAGACCAGAAACCAAAGAAUGAUUCUGAAACUGAUGGAAAACAAACAUCACACAUUCACCAUAACAGUCUAACCACUGAUUUCAUAGGCACAAAUGAGGCAUUUGUAGGUAUAUCCAGAGCCAAACAGGUCUUUGAAACAAUAUUACAUGACAAGGAGAACAUCUCACCAACAAACGAUAGUUUUAGCCAAGAGGAAGAACUGCUGAAGGCAAAUGUAAAAAAUAGAGCUCAGAUGUUUGAAUCAACUCCACUUGAUAAGAUCAAUCAGCAAACCAAGGAAGAAUCAGAAACCAUCCUUGAAAACAUGCAGGAGACUCUAGUUUCAUUAUGCAACUUCAAUAUCAUGCAUUCUGAUGGAACCAUCCUUGAAACUAAUGAAAUUGGCCAUAUCAAGAAAGCAAGAUAUCACUUCAUAAAAGAAGAUACAAGACCAGAAAUUGAUGAAGAAGAGAUAGUGACUGGAAGCAUAAAGAGCAUCAUGCUUCAGAUGCUACCGGGAACAAGCCUGAGCCCAACGGUGACCUUCCUAAAAGAGGACAAUCAGGGCAAUGUGGAAAUUCAGAAAGUAGACGUUCCAACUCACCAACUUCCGUUCACUCAAGAUAAAGAGUGCAGGACUGCCAAUGUGGUUCAGAUUACUGAGGAUCUACUCAGUCAAGAGAAGUCCAUGAGAAAAGGCGUAUUAAUACAAGAUGGUACCACAGGAACGAGAGAGAUUACAGUUUAUGUUCUUUUUAUCCACAGUGAAGACAGUACAGGGGUGAAGGAGUUGGGUAAAAUUGAGUGUAGAUCUAUCCCCUCAAGUCUAAAGAUCAAUCCAGAGUCUGAAAAGGGUGAUCUCAAGACAGAUAUUAGUUCAUCUGAAAGUUCUUCAGUAGUAGGUACAAACAAAAGUAGUAAUGUGCAGCUAUGCCAGAGCUGCAUUGAGAAAGGAGACCUUGAUAAUCUAAAACAGCUGCAAGAAAUAUCAUCAGAUGAUGAUGACCUAAAUAUAGGUGCGCCUACAGAGGAAUCAGAAAAAACAAGAGAGAUUAUACCAGGUAAUGUUAACAAUAUCAAAGCCCUUUUUACUACCAAUAUAGAUCAUUUAAGCUUCAAAAUUCAGUCAGAAGAAAACAAGUCAAAAGAGUCACCUACAGAAAGUUUGAUAAAUAAUGAAAAUAAUACAGAAGAAUCAAACCAGGCUGAAAAUUGCACUAACACUGCGGGCACUCUGAAAAAUGAGAGAAUUCUCCAUGAUCAAGAUAUCAUGGAUGAUGGAGAUGUUCUUCAAGCAGAGUUGGUUGAUGUAGUGGAAGAUGAUGAGUUAGUGAAUCUACAAACAGCCAUUAUGAAUCUUCAUCAGGCCACAAUGGAGGCAAAAGCUCUUCAGCAGAGUGUACAAGCAAAACAUGCAUCCCAGACCAACCAAACCCAACAAAUCUGUGACCUUGGUUCAGUAAACCAUGAGAUUAUGCAUGUGGAAAACAAUGAUAAUGUAAGUGAGAAAGAAGAGCUCUUACAGUUCUCCGAAACUCAAAAGGAAGAAGAAAGUAAGGAGGAGGUUAUGAGGGGUAGCAUACAGGCAGCUCUUGAUUCAUUGGGAAAGUCCAAUUUUAAUGUCUCAAAGGGUGAUUUUAGAGCCGCAAUGAUUUAUAGAAACUCUGCUAAAGGAUAUGCAGGACACACAAAGACAGAUGUAGAGCAGCCAAGUGAUAGAGCUAAAGAAAAUAAGCCAUCAACAUCUUCUCCUGCACCACUAGCAGAACAGGAGGCUUUAAAAUCACUUGGUGAGGGAACUGACACAACCCUUUGUGAAAGGAAGUUUGAAAACAAACCAGUGACUUGUUCUCGCUUUCAAGUGCCCAUAGACACACCUGUUAAAAAUCGUAAAACUCCUAUUGGACCUAAGCCAGCUAUCCCACCUAAACCAGAUCAUUUAAAAAUUAAGCCAAACCGUCUUGGUACUGAAACUGAUGCAAACUGUCUCAACAAAUGUCAAGUCCCUGCUACUUCUUCAAAAAUGCCAACUGAGCAGAUUAAAGAACCUUCAACUCCCAAACCAAGCCCAGACCCAGUGUCUCAUGAAGAUGUACUCUGCAUAAGUGUACAGCAUACUGAUGCCAAUGAACCUGAGCCUAGUGAUACAUCAAUGAGCAACAAUGAAAGUCCUGAAAAUAAAAAGCUAAAUUGUGUACAGGUUGUUGAAGAAACUCCAAAGAGCUCCCUAGAAAGCAUUGUCAGUGAAUCUUCCACAGGAUUUCAUGGCACUCUUCAAAACUUUGGGGUGAAGCAGAGUGGUUCAGUGCCUCCUGUGAAACCUAAAAGAAUCAAAAUGGCAAAAGAUAAUUUGAAGAACACUACAGACAACACCAAUACCAACUCGACCAUUUUGGAAACUGAAACAGCACAGGAAAUCACUCCUCCUCCUCACAACAAUGGCUCUUCAGACGAGACCUGUAAGAUAGAUAGCAACAACCGUGAAGAAAGACAUGAAAGUGAUGUUCAACAAGUGAGUGGAGUGGUCAGACGGGAAAAGAAAAGGAGAGGAGAGACUGAGGAUGAGCGAAGGCAGAGACUCUCGGUGCACAUGGAUGAAAUCAUGAAAGGAAACGUGCCGGCUGUCAUGGAGAUCUUCGACAAGCUGAAAAAGCAAGAGGAACUGAAAAACAUACUCUCCAAAGUAGAGGAAAUCGAAGAAGACACCAACAAAGUAGACGUGAGCUCGCUUAAAAACAUUUUCGAGAGCGUGCCAGAUUGGGUUGUGCCUCAGGAGAAAAAAAUAAAGCCAAAAAUAGUCAUGUCGGAACAUUUAGGAAGUGAACCUGAGGUGAUGUCAUCCAUGGAGGUUGCUUUUGGAGACCUAGAGAAAGCCGGUGCAGAAAUCAUUCGUUUAAAAGAUCAAACCCUUGCAAGACUCAUGGAUAUAGAGGAGGCCAUUAAAAAGGCUCUUUACUCAGUAUCGACUCUGAAAUCUGACUCUGACAUUGUAGGACUCUCUGGUCUCUUCAGGGAGUCAAUGGUGGCUGUACAAGGUUCACCUCCCUCAGGUAAUAUCAGGAAAAUCAGUAUUGGGUCAAGCAAAUCACCAAAAGCUCAAAACAAGAUUGGAAGGAGUGUUUCUGAACAGUCAAAGGCACAGAAAAAGCCAGCGCUUUUUAUUCCCACAGCCAAACAGAGAUCAGCCUCACCAGCGUCUCCUUCAUUUAUUUCCAUUCAGUCUGCAGCGAGGAAGCCUUCGGAGUUGCCAUCACCUCAGAUCAGUCCCCUGAAAGCAGAACCAAAAGAAGAGGCCAAGCUCCAGUGCUGCUGUAGUGUGCCUUCAGACCGCAGGCAAUGUUCUGUCACAAAGGGGGCAUCCUCCAGCCCCCCGAAUCCACAACGGCAGAUCAGUGUGCUGGAAGUGCAAACGAUGCCCGAGAAAGAAAAAGUCAUCGGAACAAAAACCAUCAGAGAGAACUACGAGAGGACGGACUGCUUCGGCAACAAGUUCUACUCCUCGAAAACCUCCACGGUUGUGACAACCCAACCUGAAACGAGGACAACUUCUAGAAAGCUCACAAUGAGCACUCCAGCCACAUCUGAAAUUGUUGCAUACCCAAGAAUCAACACACCUUUUAUUAGAGAGGAUCAUCCCCCACUGUAAAUGUGGGAAAUUUAUUUCAGUUUUGGUUGUCACAUCAAUGAAAGAUCUAUGUAACAGCCAAUGUAUUUAAAUGUAACACAUUUUUGUACUGCUUUGUUUGGUUAUCUUUUGUAGGUUACCUCACUAUUCCUAAGUAUCAAUGUUAGUAUUGGUAAUUGUUAGUAUUUCAGUUUGUUUUUUGUGAAUUGUUUUAAAACUAUUUCUUUAGUAUGUUGCAGUCAUGCAGAAAACAUGUUCUGACAUUUCUGUGAAUACAAUAAAAUUUGAAUUUCUGCCAUAUUUGUCAAUAAAAAUAAUAGAAAGUG